UGCGACGUCAUCGCACGGCGCCGUAGGGGAAGGGGACGCGUGGAGAAUGGAGGGGGAGUGCGGGGAGGCCCCGGCCCAGGCCCAGGCCCAGGCCCAGGCCCCGGCCCCGGCUCCGGCCCAGGCCCAGGCCCGGCGGCGUCGGAAAGCCGCCAAGAAGCGGAAGGAAGCAGCGGCGGCCAUCCCGCGGGGCAGGCCCAAGUCGGGGCGGGUGUGGAAGGAUCCCGGCAAGAAGAGGUUCUCACACAUGAUCCAGGACAAGGCCCUUCGCACCUCCUGGGCGCGGAAGAUGAAGGAGCGGCAGGAGAAGAAGCUUGUCCAGGACCUCGCACGGCAGCUGCAGGAGAGGAAGCAGAGGGAGCGAGAGGAGAAAAAGCGGCGGCGGGCGGAGAACAUAAAGCGGCGCCUGGAGAAUGAACGGAAGGCGGAGAUUGUCCAAGUGAUCCGGAACCCGCUGAAGCUCAAGCGGGCGAAGAAGAAGCAGCUGCGGCGGGUGGAGAAGCGGGACACGCUGGCCCUGCUCCAGAAGGCACCCGUGCAGCGCAAAGCAGCCACGGAUUGAGAUGGGAGAUGGGGCGCCGCGAUGCUUGGCCCGGGCAGCCGGGGUUUCUGUGGGUCCUGCUCUUCUCCAGGGGCGAUUCCUCGGCUUGGCGGGCAGGAGUCGCUACCCGGGCUCUCAGUGUUGGACAGACAGCAGAACGGAGCUGGGGUUACACAGUGCCGUGACCCACAGGAGCCAACUGCGGGAUCCCCCCUGCCCUGUGAAUUUGGGGUGUUCCUGACGGCCGGCGGGUGGAAGGAGAACUGCUUCACCUGCCCAAAUCUGCUUUUUCUUUAUAAAAAUGAAUAGGAACUGA
Phalacrocorax carbo (great cormorant) is the source of this 854-nucleotide messenger RNA. NCBI's taxonomy places the organism in Eukaryota, Metazoa, Chordata, Aves, Suliformes, Phalacrocoracidae. The record is from RefSeq and is a predicted model, not a curated record.